Molecule: messenger RNA, 759 nt
Organism: Lolium rigidum
Lineage: Eukaryota; Viridiplantae; Streptophyta; Magnoliopsida; Poales; Poaceae
Product: thaumatin-like protein
Exons: 1
Coding region: 7-759 (250 amino acids)
Biological process (GO): defense response
Cellular component (GO): extracellular region
Source: RefSeq, a predicted model, not a curated record
CUGGGAAUGGCGACGGCGGCGGCCCUCGUGGCCACCAGCCUCCUGGUGUCGCUUCUCCUCCUCGCGGGCGGCGCGUCGGCGGCGACGCUGGCGCUGUACAACAAGUGCGGCGAGACGGUGUGGCCAGGCAUCCAGCCGGGCGCCGGGAAGGAGAUCCUGGCCCGCGGCGGGUUCCAGCUAGCCCCGAACCGUGCCACCUCGAUCCGGCUCCCCACGGGGUGGUCGGGCCGCGUGUGGGGGCGGCAGGGCUGCCGCUUCGACGCCGCCGGGCGCGGCAAGUGCGCGACGGGCGACUGCGGCGGCGCGCUCUACUGCAACGGGGCGGGGGGCACCCCGCCGGCCACGCUGGCGGAGAUCACUCUCGCCGCGACCCCCGCGGCGCUCGACUUCUACGACGUGAGCCUGGUGGACGGCUACAACGUGGCCAUCGCCAUGGCGCCGUACCACGGCUCCGGCGCCAACUGCCGCGCCGCCGGCUGCGUCAGCGACCUCAACAGCGUCUGCCCCGCCGGCCUGGCGGUGCGCGGCGGGAACAAGGUGGUGGGGUGCCGCAGCGCGUGCGCGGCCUACGGGAACGCCGAGUACUGCUGCACGGGGCAGUUCGGCGGGCCGCAGCAGUGCAAGCCGACGAACUACUCGAGGCUGUUCAAGCGGGCCUGCCCGAAGGCAUACUCCUACGCGUACGACGACCCGACCUCCAUCCUCACCUGCAGCUCCGGCACCUCCUACGUCGUCACCUUCUGCCCUCACCGCCGCUAG